AUGGCGAAUGUGACGCAAGCAUCAUUGAAUGAUUUCAUGUCUGAAACACAAGAUCAGUUAUUGAAAUUAUUUGAAAAAGAGCUAGUUUUUGAUGAAGUGGUCGACUCGUGGCCGCUGAUGAGUACACCAUGGCCAGUACUCUCAAUAUUAUCUAUGUACUUAUUGUUUGUAUUAAAGCUGGGCCCAAAUAUGAUGGAAAACCGAAAACCGUUUAACAUUAAAUAUGUGAUGCUUUUGUAUAAUGCUAUACAAACGCUUUAUAAUGGUUGGCUUGUAAGCUGGUUCUUUUUCACGCCUGGAGCAGUGGAUUACCAUGUGAAUCAUUUAUGUCAUCCACUUCCUCGAAAUCUCAAUCAAUUUCUUAUACACGAGUUAAACAAAGGGUCAUGGUUUUUUUUCCUAUCCAAAGUAAUUGAUUUGUUGGACACAGUGUUUUUCGUCUUAAGGAAAAAACAAUCUCAAGUAUCAUUCUUACAUGUUUAUCAUCAUGUGAACAUGGUAAUCACUUGCUGGGCUUACCUACGGUUCAUAAAAGGAGAACAACUGAUAUUUGGUGGAAUCAUAAACUCAUUCAUCCAUACGGUUAUGUACAGCUACUACUUUUUGUCAGCUUUGGGUCCGCAUAUGCAAAAAUACUUAUGGUGGAAAAAAUACUUGACACGCAUGCAAAUCAUUCAAUUCCUAUCGAUCAUGGCAUAUAAUGCUGGCCUGUACUCAUUUAACUGCAGUUUCCCGAGAUUAUUUAUGCUGUACGUGAUUGCCGAUGUUACAUUAUUUUUAUACUUAUUCUUAAUGUUCUAUAAAAGAACGUACGAACAAAAGCUCAAAACAAAAGUACACAUAAAUUGA
Molecule: messenger RNA, 849 nt
Organism: Macrosiphum euphorbiae (potato aphid)
Lineage: Eukaryota; Metazoa; Arthropoda; Insecta; Hemiptera; Aphididae
Source: the annotation of a GenBank genome assembly